AGAGAUGGAUUUUCACCACCAACAACGAGUUUUACAAAUUUUUACCGAAUAUCUAGUGUAAAAGUUUGUCUGGGGAUGAAACUUUGAUACUAACUAUGACUGGUCAUUUCAAUUUUCACACUCCCUUGAAUAAUUUCAUUUUCAAGGGAUUAAAUGUUGAAAAUACAAGUGGACUGGUUGUGACCUGCCUGGUGGUAGGAGCUAUGACAUUCUUACUGGAGGGGGCCAAGAUGCUGAUGAUGUACUGGUCAGUACGAAUCAAACAGAACCCAUUGACAUAUGGUCUAACGGACACAGAAGAUUUAGAUGAACGUGAUGAUCUCACAGCGUCACUGAUGAUUCCAGCAAGUUUAGAACAAAUUCGAUCAAGAAGAAUCAAGUACCACUGCCUAGGGCUGCUGACACACAUCUUUAAUCUUAUCAUUGGCUAUAUCCUCAUGUUAGCAGUGAUGACAUAUAAUGUUUGGAUCACAAUUGGAGUCAUCGUAGGGUCAGGAGUAGGAUUCUUCACUUUCGGUGUCCUGGGAAAUAAAAUACAGGCAAAGUAUGCAGGAAUGGCACCGUCCAUAGAAGAUCCUUCUAAUUACCAGAUAAACAUGGCUGUCCCAGAAGAGCAACAUAUUUAACCACUGAUAAUAAACCUGUCUCUGAGGACCGGCACAUCUCGCACCUGAUAACCUGACUGUUUUUGUGACCAGCACAUCUCACACCUGAUAAACCUGACUGUUUCCAUGACCAGCACAUCUCACACCUGAUAACCUGACUGUUUCUGUGACCAGCACAUCUCACACCUGAUAACCUGACUGUUUCCAUGACCAGCACAUCUCACACCUGAUAAACCUGACUGUUUCUGUGACCAGCACAUCUCGCACCUGAUAAACCUGACUGUUUCCAUGACCAGCACAUCUCGCACCUGAUAAACCUGACUGUGUCCAUGAUCAGCACAUCUCGCACCUGAUAAACCUGACUGUUUCCAUGACCAGCACAUCUCACACCUGAUAAACCUGACUGUUUCCAUGACCAGCACAUCUCACACCUGAUAAACCUGACUGUUUCCAUGACCAGCACAUCUCACACCUGAUAACCUGACUGUUUCCAUGACUAGAACAUCUCACACCUGAUAAACCUGACUGUUUCCAUGACUAGAACAUCUCACACCUGAUAAACCUGUUUCCAUGACCAGCACAUCUCACUAGUGAUUUUCAAGAUCACAUGAGUCAAAUUGUUUAAAUUUUUACCCAACUUCUGAAUACUACAGUUCUUGCAUUAAAGGUCACGGUGUUCGGUCAAUAGCAUGCUGGGAUGAGUUUAUAAAUUGAUAAUUGAAAGUUCGCAAUUUUCUGAAUUGCUGGGCUACUAGGGUGAUAGACUAUUAAUUUGUGUAAAUGGACAUCCUUGACCCACUUUCAGUGAAAUUAACGAGUGAUCUAUAAUUUUACAGUGCUAUUUCUAAAGGAAAUGCAGUUAUAUUUACAUAUUUUAUUCUUUAUUUUUAGUCUUUAACAUGAGUGUUCAUUUUACACACACAUACUUGACCCGGUUUCCUUUUAAUUUAAACAUGAUUUUAACAUAUUGAUUUAUAUCUUUUGAUUUAAAAUGCCUCGAAAUUUUUAAAAUAAAUCUAGUCGUAGGGUAAACAAGUUUUUAUUCCAACCUGAUCUAACUGACUAGGUUGAUUAUUGAUGGUUGUUUUUAUGUUUUGUUAUAUAAGUUACAAUGAGUGUGUUCACUGGUAAGUGAACUUGUUCAGUCCAUGACUUAAAUGUUUAACGUAUUCAGAAAGAUUUAGGCUUGACAUAAAAGAUACAAUUGGAGAAAUUGUGGCUGAAAAUGAGGAAACUGAAUGUGAUUGUGAUAUGUUUUUAUUUUCAGCUCCCUCAGAUACUAAUUAAAUAUCACAUAUAGAAAAAUAACAAAACAAGUGACUACAUUUUUAGAGAGAGAUAGAGAGAGAUAGAGAGAGAUGGAGAGAGACGGAGAGAGACUCCAGGUAUUAUUUACAGGCAAUGUAUAUGAUAAUAUAGGCCACUGAGUGUGCACAUGUGUACAGAAGCAGAGCUCUAAUUUUUUUAAUUUUUUGAAAAGAUGAGCCAAAUUAUCCAUUAGUAACAAUUAUAAUGGUGCUACGCUGCAGAAAUGUAUAUAACUUUCAUCACUUAUUUUUCUUUUUCACCCGUUGACUUUGUUCAGUGUGCUAAAUUGCUGUGCUUUUGAAAUUUCUUUAAAAUUUGAUUUUUAUCACAUAAAUGAGACAAAUGUGCUAUUAUAGUGUAACCUUUAUCUGAUGAGUAAGAAGAUCAACACAUGAUAAUAUUGUUUUCAUAACCAUAUAAUGUUACCAAUUAUUUUAAUUGUUUGUCUUAAGUUUGUAUCUGUUUCGUAUGCAAAUUAUUUUAAUGAAGAAAGGGUGUGAAGAACGUUUUAUAAUGAUUCUCAUUAUAGUCAAAUCGUUUGCUGGUAUAUUACUUCAUGGCCAAAAUGUUUUAUAUGAGAUUAUUUGUGUAGUUUUACCUGAUAAUAAUUACAAGACAGGUUUGUGUGAUGCACACAUGUGUACAGUUUAUCAGUUAUUUUUUUCAUUAAUAUUGGUUUAACUUGUUGAUGUAAAGUUCUGUUUUUGAAAGGUUGUUAACACCCAGCAGCCUAUAACAUGCACUCUUUUCUACAUGUCAUGUCGUCAUGAUAAACUCAUCAGUAUGUUCCUAUCUUCUCUGCAUAUCAGGAUAAAUUCGGCAGCUUGUACAUGACUUUUCAUCAUGUAAUGACGUCAUGAUUAAAAUCAGCAGAUUGUGAGGUCAUGAAAAGAACUAAAGAUUUGCAGUUGGACAUUUCAUGGGUCCCAGACAGAAAACCUAACCAUUGUUUAGCCGUCAGUAUGAUCCUGUAGGGUGUAAGGGAACACCAUGUAUUCACCACCACUGGAAGCUGGCACUAAAUCACGAUGAUUUCUCCUCAAAGUGGAAAGAAAUCAAAUGUCAGAAUCAAUAUUUUAUUGAUUGACAAUUGAUUAGGAAACAUUUUUCAUUGUAAACUUUUAGGAAUAUAUUUCGUGGUAGUGAUUUGUGAAAUUUAGUUGUCCCAGACCAUUGAACAGGGCAGCUGCAAGACAACAAUUCUGUCACUACAUUUUUCAAGGAUGCAAACCCAAUUAUCAUAAAAGAUUUUUUCAUAUCCUGAGGUAUGUAGAUAUGAUAGUAGUGUAUAAGCUACUAUACUAUUUGUUUGUAAUAAUACACUUCAUUUCUUAUUAACAAUAAGGUGUGUAUUUAUAAUAAUAAUUUACAUACGAUGAUAAUAAUUCAUUCCAUUAUUUCUGUUUGAUGUAUGUAUG
This is a messenger RNA of Ylistrum balloti, 3331 nucleotides long. Its product is annotated as protein SLC31A2-like. NCBI's taxonomy places the organism in Eukaryota, Metazoa, Mollusca, Bivalvia, Pectinida, Pectinidae. Gene Ontology annotation, biological process: copper ion transmembrane transport. The coding region runs from base 96 to 626 and encodes 176 amino acids. Gene Ontology annotation, cellular component: membrane. The record is from RefSeq and is a predicted model, not a curated record. The transcript has 5 exons. Gene Ontology annotation, molecular function: copper ion transmembrane transporter activity.